GUUGUUUUUGAUGACGUGAAAGUUCAGAGGUUACGCAGAGGUUGUGUUUUGUUUUUGCUCCAUUAGAAACUACAGGUGGACUAAAGGUACAAACUUCAGCCUGACACAGUGAUGUGAUGGCCUUUCUGACUCUUUUUGUGAGAAGACAGCUACCCCAGACCUUUUCUCACUUUGCCCGGGUGGUGAAGCUGAUCCGGCCGCCCUUCUGCGGAGCCUCCCUGCGGAAGCUGCACGGCCCCGUCCGGCUGCGGCAAAAGGAGAAGGGACAGUGGGGCAAGAACCGAGAUCCGGAGCCGCAACGGCACCAAUACACAGACCUGGAAAAGGCGGACGCGUUGUUGCUGAGGAAAUCAUAUGAAACAGGAUUUCUCUCAUGGCUCAAGAAUGGGCUGUUGGCAAAUGGGAUUGGAGUGGUGGCUUUUAACCAGAGUGAUGAUGGAAGACAAGCCGGAUGCGUCUUCCUUUUCCUGGGCUACAUUUGCAUGGUGACUGGCAGCGUGUCUUACAUCGGAAACCUCUUCGCCUUGCGGAAGAUGAUGAUGCUGUCACUGCCGACCCUGCUGCUUCAGGGUGCUUUGGUGCUCACCAUUGCCUUCUCCUGGGUGUGGGCGGUGUCUCUGUACACUACACAUGUAAUGGUGAUCAUCCCAGGCCUAGAGGAGUCCGACAAUUGCGAAGUGUGCAGCGAGAGGCGAGCCAUCCUGGAGAACAGUGGCUCCGACAACAGUGAGGACGAUGACGGCAAGAGCUCGGAGAAGAAGUGACUUUUGUUUGUCCACACCAGACCGCGAUGAAAGUUCUUAAAUGCCCUAUCUCUCUGUGUCGAGGUCACCUGCACCCAGACCUUAAGUGAGGUUCCACCUGGAAGUGGAUAAAAAAACCCACAAAUUUGUUUUUAAUUUUCCACCACACAAAUUGACAUUUCUCUUCAAUCCUGGGAAGUUUAUGAAAAUGUAUACCUUAUUUAUGCACACGGGUUGUAGUUUUAGCCAUGAGAUGCUAUGAAUUAGGUGAGUGCUGGUGAAGUCAUACUGUGAAAACCCACACAAAGACACACAUACAGGGACAAUAAAUCAAGUGAAACACAAACAAGGAAAGAACACAAAUCACUGGGAGGACAUUUAAACUCCACGAGGACGAACCUCAGUCUAAACAACAGGGAACAUCUUCAUCAGGGAACUUCUUUUCUGGUAAUCCCAACUGCACUAUUGGGAAAUCUCUUGUGUUCUUAAGUCUACGUUAGUCAUUAAAGAAAAGGUGCUUAAUCUGUCGCUGUACAGUUCCAUCAGUGAUUAAAAGUAUCUGACCAA
Molecule: messenger RNA, 1310 nt
Organism: Cynoglossus semilaevis (tongue sole)
Lineage: Eukaryota; Metazoa; Chordata; Actinopteri; Pleuronectiformes; Cynoglossidae
Gene: tmem160
Product: transmembrane protein 160
Exons: 4
Coding region: 117-764 (215 amino acids)
Source: RefSeq, a predicted model, not a curated record